AUGCUUGCAUAGAAUGUUUAUUCUGCCGUUAUGGGGCGUUGUGUUUUGGUGCUGGUAUAGGGUCCUAUCAAUGUUGAUUUGUUCCUGUUGUCAGUGUCGUUGAAUCCACAGAGACACAGACAAAAAUGUCUUGAGAUGACAAGUUCUGGUUGUGUCCAGUCUCAAUGAGAGAAGCUACACCUCUGCCUGCUUUCUUUCUUUACGAUAGUUCAGCCCUGCAUAGCUACAUCACUUCAACAUGGCCGCCCACAGGCUGCAGUGUCACCAUGGGCGCAGCCAUAUUGGCACCGCCACGAAAAGGAGUGUAGCGCCUCAUAAUGUUGAUUACGUACUGGCACCCUCGAAGCAAGAAGCCUCUGCUGAGCAUGCGUAAAUAGGCUGUAGGCCGCGCCCCCAGGAGUUUGGCCGGCGGGUGAAGUGGGGAGAGGGAGUAACCGGAAGUGGUUUGCAUUUUCUUUUCUGCAACCCCUGUCCUGGCGGGAGGCAACUGAGAGAGCAGUGUGAGUGAGGAGCAGAUCUCUGCCCCUUUCCCGGAAGAGCCAAAAAUGAACAAAUCCCGGCACUUGAAAAAUGUUGUGCCACUUCCUUUGGAUUGCACAGUUCAUGAGAGCAGUGUCCUUUGAGGACAUAACUGUAGACUUCAGCAUGGAGGAGUGGCAGCACCUGGACCUUGCCCAGAAGAGCCUGUACAGGGAUGUGAUGCUGGAGAACUAUUUCAACCUGAUCUCAGUUGGAUGUCAGGUUCCCAACCCAGAAGUCAUCUUUAGCUGGAAUCCAGAAGAAGAGCCAUGUUCACGGGGAAGCAAGAACUCAAGUCAGAGUUAUCCAAGUGGAGAUAUUGGUAUUGAGAGUUUACAACAGGAGCUGUCUGAAGAAUUGUUCUUCCAGUCGGAAAUAAUUCAUCUCUUUAUAAGAGAUUUAGAAUUGUGGAAAGAUGAUACAUGGAGAGGGAGGUAUGAGGAAAACCAGAACAAACAAAAUCAUGUUGCCUUCACCAACAAGGUAACACUAGCUAAUGAGCUAGACUGUGAGGACACAGGAAAAAUGGCUCCUGUACAUACACAUCUUGUUACUUCAAGAAGAGGAUUCCACCAGGGCAGCUCAUUUGGAAAGAGUUUGAAGCCUGUCGCAGGCUUAUAUAAUCGUAAUAGAAAUGAUGCCACGGAAAAUCUUGGUAAGAUUAUUGGAUAUGGGGAUAUGUUUACUCCUAUUAAUUCUCAUCCAGAAAUGAAUGUGGGUGCAGCUAAUCAAUGUAGGGAACUUCUGAGCCCUAAGCAACGUCUCAUUCAACAUGAGAAAAUUCAUCCUGAGGAGAACUUCCGUUUGUUUUCUGACUUUGUAAAAGAUUACACCCAGAAGUCACCUCUACUUUCAUGUCUGAGUAUUUAUGCUGAAAAACAGCAAGAGUGCAGCAAACACGAGACAGUCUUCACUCAGAAACCCCAGCCAACUGUACCGCAGAGGAUCUUUACUGAAGAGAAACCCUUUAUGUCCACUGAAUUUGGGAAGGAUUAUUCCCUCAAGUCAAAUUAUCAGAAAACUCAUAAUGAAGAGAAUUACUAUAAAUGCAGUGAGUAUGGAAGAGGCUGUAUCCAGAAGUCUGAUCUGUUCAGUUGCCAGCAAUAUCUUACUGGAGAAAAACUCUAUGAAUAUGGGCAGUAUGGGAAAAACCUUCCUCAGAAUUCAAAACUCACUAUACAUAAGAAAGUUCCUACUAUAGGGAAGGACUUUGAAUGCACUGAAUGUGGAAAAGCCUUUACAAGAAAAUCAACACUAAGUAUGCAUCAGAAAAUUCAUACAGGAGAAAAACCUUAUGUAUGUACUGAAUGUGGGAAGGCUUUUAUCCGGAAGUCACAUUUCAUCACACAUGAAAGAAUUCAUACUGGAGAGAAGCCCUAUGAAUGCAGUGAUUGUGGGAAAUCUUUUAUUAAAAAGUCACAACUACUUGUGCAUCAGCGGAUUCACACAGGAGAGAAUCCCUUUAUCUGUUCAGAAUGUGGGAAGGUCUUUACUCACAAGACGAAUCUCAUUAUACACCAGAAAAUUCAUACUGGAGAGAGACCUUAUGUAUGUACUGAAUGUGGUAAGGCCUUUACUGAUAGGUCAAACCUCAUUAAACACCAAAAAAUUCACACUGGAGAGAAACCCUACAAAUGCAGUGACUGUGGAAAAUCAUUUAUCUGGAAGUCUCGGCUCAGGAUCCAUCAGAAGUGUCACACUGGUGAGAGGCAUUAUGAAUGCAGUGACUGCGGGAAGGCGUUCAUUCAGAAGUCAACACUCAGUAUGCACCAGAGAAUCCACAAAGGAGAAAAACCCUAUGUUUGCACUGAAUGUGGGAAGGCCUUCUUCCACAAGUCACACUUUAUUACACAUGAGAGGAUUCAUACUGGAGAGAAACCCUAUGAAUGCAACGGUUGUGGGAAAUCCUUCACUAAGAAAUCGCAACUCCAUGUUCAUCAGCAGAUUCAUACUGGAGAGAAACCCUAUAGAUGUGCUGAAUGUGGAAAAGCAUUCACAGAUAGGUCAAACCUCUUCACUCACCAGAAAAUUCACACUGGAGAGAAACCCUAUAAGUGUAGUGACUGUGGAAAAGCCUUCACUCGGAAGUCAGGCCUCCAUAUACAUCAGCAGUCCCAUACUGGAGAAAGACAUUAUGAAUGCAGUGACUGUGGGAAAGCCUUUGCAAGGAAGUCAACACUCAUUAUGCAUCAGAGAAUUCACACGGGAGAGAAACCUUAUAUUUGUACUGAAUGUGGGAAAUCCUUCAUCCAGAAGUCACACUUGAAUAGACAUAGAAGAAUUCACACAGGAGAGAAACCCUAUGAAUGCACUGACUGUGGGAAAGCCUUCAUUAAGAAGUCACAGCUCCAUGAGCAUCAUCGAAUUCAUACAGGAGAGAAACCAUAUAUUUGUGCUCAGUGUGGAAAAGCCUUCACCAUCAGAUCAAACCUUAUUAAACACCAGAAAAUCCAUACUAAACAGAAGCCCUAUAAGUGCAAUGACUUGGGGAAAGCCUUAAACUGGAAGCCACAACUUACAAGUCCACUCAGUAUAAAUCAGAAGUCUGAUAUUGUAGAGUGCCCAAUGCUACAAUCAUGGCCUGGUGAUACAAAGAAAUCAGAGGCUACAGCUUGAAACAAGAAGCGGGAGGUAACCAUGAAUCACCUACCACCUUCAGUCUAGUCAAAAUUAAUGAAUAUCUGUAUCAUAUAUCUGAUAUUCAUUAUAUAUCUGGAGAGAUCCUUUGGAGAAAGUAUCUAAUAAGCAAUGUGUCACAGUCAUACUUGGUUAUGUGACAGAUUGACAGGCUCUGCAAAUAGUAAAGAUGCAAAAGGUGGAUGAUUCGGUGCAUGCCUACAAUCCUGGGUAAUCGGAAGCCUGAGGCAGGAGGAUCAACUGAGCCCAGGAAUUUGUGACCAACCUGGGUAAUAUAUAAAAGGUAAAGAGAUGACUUACAAUUUCUCUUUGAGUAAACAGCUGUAUUAAGUCAGGGCUGUUGAGUUUUUUAUGCCUUUGGUGGCAAAAACCACUUGGUAUUGACCAAAAAAAAGGUAGAGUAGUAAGAAAAUUUUUGUUGUGUAAGUCCCCUAAGAAUUCUGAGAUCAAGGCAGAAGUUAGUUAAUUCAUGUCUUUAAUGAGAAGAAAAUGGACAGUUUUGUGAAAAUCGACACAAGGGACUCUACUUUUCCUUUGAGAAGUUAUUUAUUGUUUUUAGCGCUUACUGGUAUAUGCUGUGGCACUGGGUUCUAGGAAAUCUAAAUGGGCUUCCUGCCAGUAUCCCAGCAUUGAUCAGUGAUGUGAUAGCAAUUUUGUAAUUGUGUCACCUCAGAACUGUCCCUUAGGUCACAGAACUUAGCCACAGGGUCCUAGAUCUAGGUAACAACACUUUGGAUCCUCAACUUUUUUCAAAGAAAACUGUGCUUUCUUAAUGACUUCUGUUUGAAAAAGGGGCAAAUUAAGAAAAAUGGGUUCCAAAAUAUUCUUUGCCUUCAUUUUUUUUAGUAUGUCCUCUGUAUAUUCAUUGCAGGCUAGAUUACCAUGAGGCACUACUGCUCUGCAUUUCAGCUUGUUUUCUUAUAUAGUUCAGUGAUUGGAAAAG
Fukomys damarensis (Damara mole-rat) is the source of this 4099-nucleotide messenger RNA. RefSeq names its product zinc finger protein 484 (gene Znf484). The transcript has 6 exons. The coding region runs from base 571 to 3135 and encodes 854 amino acids. Gene Ontology annotation, biological process: regulation of cytokine production; negative regulation of transcription by RNA polymerase II; regulation of immune system process. Lineage: Eukaryota; Metazoa; Chordata; Mammalia; Rodentia; Bathyergidae. The record is from RefSeq and is a predicted model, not a curated record.